AAAAAAAAGAAACACAACACACAAAAGGAAGUAUAGAAACGGAAGGAAGGAACAUCAGAAAGGAAGGAAGGAAACGGACACUUAAGUGAAAUUUAUAUAUAUAUAAAUAUAUUUUUUAAAACUUGAAAUCGGGUUAAAUUAAACGGCAACAAAACGGCGACCAUCGGCUAUCAAAUGAUGAAACGACGCUGGUCGAAUAAUGGUGGAUUCCUUCGAUUACCGGAGGAAUCCUCCUCGGAGGUAACAUCAUCCUCCAAUGGCCUAGUGUUGCCUUCGGGUGUAAAUAUGUCGCCAUCCUCAUUGGAUUCGCAUGAUUAUUGUGAUCAAGAGUUGUGGCUAUGUGGCACAGGUAAUGAUGUUGGUGCCACCUAUGGUGGUGGCAAUGGACAGCAGCAACAACAGCAACAACAACAGCAGCAACACCAACAACAGCAGCAGCAGCAGCAACAACAACAGAGUGUCAUUGCUCUGGCUAUGCACAAUUGUUCCAGCACAUUGCCUGCCCAGACUACCAUCAUACCUAUCACUAGUAACAACAAUAAUAACAACAACAACAAUAAUAAUAACAAUUAUGUACCAGGAGCCACCAAUUUGGGUGCCCUAACCAAUGGUCAUGGUUUAGGUGGCAUGACAAAUUUAACAAAUAACAUUCAACAGAUGCAAAAUGGUCAUAAUAACAACAACAAUAUGAUCAAUUCCACAACUUCCAUGCAACAACAGAAUGGCUUAAAUGGUGGUGGAGGAAAUGUCAUCGGCGGAGGAGUUGGCAUCGGAAGCGGAGGCAUUGGCAUUGGCAGUUUAAGUCUCAAUUCACAUCAUCACACAAAUGGAAAUUCCAAUGGCCUUGCCAACAACAACAACAGCAACAACAACGGCAUCGGAAUAGGAGGAGGCAUUAACAUUAACGGUGGCAUGGUGGGCAUGGCCAUGCAACAUACACCGCGCAGUGAUUCAGCAAAUUCCAUUUCAUCAGGUCGCGAUGAUCUCUCGCCCUCGAGCAGCCUCAACGGCUAUUCGGCCAAUGAGGGUUGCGAUGCCAAAAAGAGCAAAAAAGGACCAGCGCCACGAGUCCAGGAGGAGCUCUGUUUGGUGUGCGGCGAUCGGGCAUCGGGCUACCACUACAAUGCUCUCACCUGUGAAGGAUGCAAGGGCUUCUUUCGACGGAGUGUCACCAAGAGUGCGGUCUAUUGUUGUAAAUUUGGGCGAGCCUGCGAGAUGGAUAUGUAUAUGCGACGCAAGUGUCAGGAGUGUAGACUGAAAAAAUGCCUGGCUGUGGGCAUGAGGCCGGAGUGUGUGGUGCCCGAGAAUCAGUGUGCAAUGAAACGGCGCGAAAAGAAGGCCCAAAAGGAGAAGGACAAGCUAACCACAUCACCCAGUUCACAGCAUAGUGGCGGCGGCGGUGGAGGCGGAGGCAUCGGCGGUGGUGGUGUUGGCUCUGGCAAUGGCACGGGCAUGGGCGGCAAUGGAAGUGGUUCCAUUGGCACCCAUGAUUAUGUUAAGAAGGAGAUACUCGAACUGAUGACAUGCGAUGCACCGCAGCAUGCCACAAUUCCGCUACUACCUGAUGAAAUUUUGGCCAAGUGUCAAGCGCGCAAUAUACCUCCACUAACGUACAAUCAAUUGGCCGUUAUAUAUAAAUUAAUUUGGUAUCAGGAUGGCUAUGAGCAGCCAUCCGAAGAGGAUCUCAAGCGUAUUAUGAGCCAACCCGAUGAGAAUGAGAGUCAAACGGAUGUCAGUUUUCGGCACAUCACCGAGAUAACCAUACUCACGGUACAGUUAAUUGUUGAAUUUGCUAAAGGAUUACCAGCGUUUACAAAGAUACCGCAGGAGGAUCAGAUAACGUUACUAAAGGCCUGCUCAUCGGAGGUGAUGAUGUUGCGAAUGGCCCGACGCUAUGAUCACAAUUCGGAUUCAAUUUUCUUUGCGAAUAAUCGAUCCUAUACCAGGGACUCGUACAAAAUGGCCGGCAUGGCCGAUAAUAUUGAAGAUCUAUUACAUUUCUGCCGUCAAAUGUUCUCAAUGAAGGUGGACAAUGUUGAAUAUGCGCUACUCACUGCCAUUGUGAUCUUCUCGGACCGACCUGGGCUGGAGAAGGCCCAACUAGUCGAAGCUAUCCAGAGCUAUUAUAUCGAUACGCUACGCAUUUAUAUACUCAAUCGCCAUUGCGGCGACUCCAUGAGUCUUGUCUUUUAUGCCAAGCUCCUAUCGAUUCUCACCGAGCUCCGUACGCUGGGCAAUCAGAAUGCCGAAAUGUGUUUCUCCCUGAAGCUAAAGAAUCGCAAGUUGCCCAAAUUUCUUGAAGAGAUCUGGGACGUGCAUGCCAUUCCGCCAUCGGUGCAAUCGCAUCUGGUGGCCCAGCAGGAGGAGCAGGAGCGUCUAUCGCGUGCGGAGCGAAUGCGUGGUGCUGUGGGUGGAGCAAUAACCGCUGGCUUGGACACAGAUUCGGCAUCAACAUCAGCAGCAGCACUAGCAGCGGCAGCAUCUCAACAGCAGCAGCAUCAAACGCUUUCAGGGCUACCCCAACAGCAACAGCAGCAACCACAACAACAGCAGCAUCCCCAUUCUCAUCCGCAUCUACAUUCAAUGCCUGCCACAGUCUCUGCCUCAGCGAAUAAUAAUUCUGUAUCAGCUGUUAGCACUAGUAGUGAUUAUAUUGGCGGAGGUGGUGGAGGAGGCGGCGGUGGUGGUGGUGGCGUUGUGAGUGCCACCGGAGGUGGUCCCACUCAAGCAGUAGCCACAUCCUCUACAAGUAUAACAGCCACCGUACCAGCCAGUUCCACCACACCCAAUGCCAAUGCAGUUGGCGCAGUUGGGGCAGUAGGUGCAGUUGGAGCAGUUGGCGUAGGUGGCAAUGUGAGCAUGUAUGCCAAUGCCCAGACUGCCAUGGCCCUAAUGGGUGUGCCCCUACAUCCGCAUCAAGAGCAGCUGAUAGCCGGCGUGGCGGUCAAAUCGGAGCAUUCGACAACGGCAUAGCCCCAGCUUCAACUUCAGAUUCAAGAGCAACAUCAGCCACCCCCACAAAUGAUGACAAUGAUGGGCAGCUAUGACUAAGAAGGAAAGGAAAAGCUGCCACACAAAUUGAACAGAUAAACCUAAACACCCUCCAGACACACACACACACCCACACACAUCCCUCUCUAUAAACAAACAACAAAAAAAAAAUAAAACUUUUGAGGAAAAAAAAUCUAACGACAAGCGUAAAAUGCAGUUAUUUAGUGCUUAAGCCUGCAAAUAUUAGCAUUUAGUUUAUAACAAAAACAAAUAAUUAACAAUUCAAUGAGAAAACUAUAUAGAGAAAGAAAAGCGUUGAAAAGAAAAACCCCCCAAAACACACAAACACACAGACACACACCUACAGACAAACCUUUUUUAGUUACAUUUCUCGAAUUACAACAAAAAUUUAGAAUGAAAGCAAGAAGAAAAACUAAAAA
Messenger RNA from Drosophila willistoni, 3431 nucleotides. RefSeq names its product ecdysone receptor. Lineage: Eukaryota; Metazoa; Arthropoda; Insecta; Diptera; Drosophilidae. The coding region runs from base 175 to 2973 and encodes 932 amino acids. Gene Ontology annotation, biological process: cell differentiation; negative regulation of transcription by RNA polymerase II; ecdysone receptor signaling pathway. Gene Ontology annotation, cellular component: nucleus. The transcript is spliced from 5 exons. The record is from RefSeq and is a predicted model, not a curated record. Gene Ontology annotation, molecular function: ecdysone binding; RNA polymerase II cis-regulatory region sequence-specific DNA binding; nuclear receptor activity.